GGCCAGGUUGGUGCCAUUUCCUGGGACCGGACGCGCGCUGGUCACGAGGUGAGAAGGUGUCCGAGGUCGGUGUCGCUCUCUGGUCGCACCAACGACCUCCAGAGCCACCAUGGCCGGGGAAAUCGUUUAUGCCGAUCUGAGACAUCCUGGGAACGGGCCUUCCCCGGCUGAGAAAUGUCCUGCUCCUGCCCCGUGCCCGUGGUGGCACAGAGUCCUCCUGGCAGCCGGGGCGCUGGGGCACCUGGUGCUGCUGGUGCUGGUGGUGGUCCUGAGCGUGAGGGUUUUUCAGGGCUCUCCAGGUCCUGAAAGUGACCCCAGAGUCGAGAUCCAGGACAGGAACCAGUCGGAGCGAAGCAUCUUCCCAUCCCUGGUGCGGUACCUCUGCCAGCCCCAGGGGCAGAGCCCCCCAGCCCCUGCUGGCUGCAAGUUGUGCCCCCAGGACUGGCAGCUCCGUGGGGAGAGAUGCUACCGGCUCUCCAAGGAAUCUGGAACCUGGACCCGGGGCAGGAAAAGCUGCGAAGAUCAGGGCUCCGAGCUGGUGGUGCUCAAGAACGAGGCAGAAAUGCAACUGGUCCCUUCCACGUCCCAGGAGAGUGUCACAGGCAGGAUCCUGCAGUCGGUGUGGGUCGGGUUGAGGUCACGGAAGAAGAAGUGGACAUGGGUGGACAACACCCCCUACGACCCCCACAGGUUUGGGGUCCUGCCGGAGCUGGAUGAAGGGUGUGGGACCCUGAAAGGCAAGAGCUUGGAUGCUGAUGUCUGUGACAAUGACAACAAGUGGGUUUGCCAAAAAGACCCUUUCCAGCUCUCCCUGCCCACGGCAGGAGACGUUGGGAAGCUGGAUUGUGCCUCCACCUGACACACUCGGGCACGGACCCCGUGUGGUACAAAAAUAAAUUUUAUUACAAUUUUUUCAUGGUUUAUGCACCCCGAUACAUCAGCAGUAAAUUCCUGUCAGUAGCUUUUCUCUA
Messenger RNA from Neopelma chrysocephalum (saffron-crested tyrant-manakin), 971 nucleotides. RefSeq names its product killer cell lectin-like receptor subfamily B member 1B allele A. The record is from RefSeq and is a predicted model, not a curated record. Bases 110 to 859 code for a protein of 249 amino acids. NCBI's taxonomy places the organism in Eukaryota, Metazoa, Chordata, Aves, Passeriformes, Pipridae. The transcript has 6 exons.